UACGAUUUUUUUAGUUUUAACUGGACGAUGUAUUUAUUCUACUGUGCCCGAUCCUUAUCUUGUCAAAGCUGCUAAGAGCCUUUUUAAGGCCUUCUCUUUUUACUAGCUACAAUACUUUAUAAAGGAACGUUCUCAUCAGCACCUUGUUGCGACUUCAAAAAAAAAGUUUUGCCUAAAGAGAUUCUGCGCGGAAUUGUUAAAGUUCCCUCUUAGAUUUUUAGGAUGACCCUUGAUGACAUUUUGCUCAAUUUGAAUUAUAACUUUUUACCGAAAUUAAAACAGCCAACGACCAAGUUUCUCUGAAUAAAUUUUUUCCAAAAUCAGGUGCUCCUUCUGGCCCUCAGCCUUUUGAGUAGGUUUUAAAAUGCUACACAUUUUUUCCCCCAUUUGAAGAUCAACGUUAGGAAAGUGUUGUUUGAGCUGUUUUCACACCAUGCUUUAUUGGGAUGGAACUCGACUUCAAAUUAGUGUAAUCUUCCUAUUUCUCACGUCAUCAUUUUCUACAAAAGGCACAUACGGUGAUGAGUCAGGGGAAAAGUGCGAGAAACUAGCCGCUGCUAUAACGAAAAAUGACAAAGAGACACGCCUUGAGGAUGUUUCGUCUCUCAGCGGAAAAUGGGUGUCUGAGAGAUGUGAAAUCCGGUCGGGUCCCGAAUUCCUUUUGCGGAGUUAUAUUUUUUCCAAAAACGACACUUUCCACUUAACGCAGUACUUCUACAGGGACGAGUCGUGCUCGACGCCUCUCUACGCGUUGAACGCGUGGGGCAAAAUUCAGUUCCACGGGCCGUCGUGGGUGACGCCCGGCGCGACGGCGGGGGAUUUCACGCUGUCCAGGGUGGCGAUUCUGGCGCAGAAUGACAGGGCCGCCGAGGACCUUUGGACCAGGUUCAACUCCAGUUGCCCGUCCCUCGGCAGGAGGAAAUGGAAGCCCUACAAGGAAUACAACAUCCUCGACGAACCGGAGAUAUUGUCCAAUUCGGCCCCGAUUCACGGUUUCAAGUUCACCGAUGGCUACCCUCGGAAAAAGUACAUCCCUUCCGACUCAAUAGGUAUGAGUCGGCAGGCUGCCUUCUCUACAACCGUAGAAGACUCGACUUGCAUUCAAAAUUUGCACCCACUUUUCAACGAGCUCCAGCUGGUCCGGAUUCAAAAAAGGCCCCCGGGACCCCUGAAUCCGCGCUUUUUCCGUCAAGAGAUGUUACUUGGGGACAUCCGUUCUAGAUUUGAAAAUCGAAGUCAGAACCAACCAACCGUCCUUCACACGCCUCUCAUAAGAGUUGAACAGGCACAAGGGUGUGAAGUUUGUCGAGCGAUUAUCCGCGCAACUGAGAGAACCUUCCCUCAGCUGAAUGCUCAACCAAGACUGCCGAUUUACCUUGGCGGUGAGUGGGUCAGUGGGCACUGUGAGACUAGGCCUUUAGGCACCUUCUUAAAGCGACGACUGCAAGUCAUAGCCAAUACAUCUACUUGGCAAGUUGACUAUAGAUUUUACUCUGAUAUGGCUUGCUCUGCUCCCACCCUGACUGCUACUGCUUCGGGGUAUUUUUCUACUGGAUUGCCGUCGAUGGCAGUGCAAGGAGGCACGGAAUUCGAUUUUCAUGUCCAAAAGGCGUACAUUAUGCUUUUUGAUGAGGGGCUUGUGCACACUUUGCAGAAUGACCCACGAUGUGGCACACCUGGAACUUGGCGGACGGGAGUCAUGCACGACCUAGCGCCCUCGAACGGAUGCGUGACCGUGGGGAUCGUUGUGCCGACGACGGUGUACGAGCUGGUACGCCUGGAGAUCAACUCCAACGGGAUGCCGCUCCUGUUCAUGGGUCAGCCGGACCCGGAUGACGCCCCUGUGAGUGUCCGACACAGGCCCACCAGCUACCAGCCUCCUCUCAUCCAGUGCGCCAGCCAGCUACCCCCUUACACCCACUUCAUCACUGCUAGAUCCAGCUCAAGUCGCCGGCAAAUCACCUGUGCCCUAGUCUUCUUUCAGCUCAUCUAUGUAAUAUGCAAUGUAUAAUCGUCGCUCCUCAGCGGGUGGAUUAAUGGAAUUGAUGCACAAAGCGAUAGACAAAGAAUACAAAUGAGAAUGGAGCGAUCCUAUUGGUUGAAACGCAUGUUUCUGAUAGAACGAGGGAGAUAAUAAUAGACUAACUAUAGGGUCGAAGAAGUUGCUUGAUUGGG
Molecule: messenger RNA, 2175 nt
Organism: Bemisia tabaci
Lineage: Eukaryota; Metazoa; Arthropoda; Insecta; Hemiptera; Aleyrodidae
Product: protein APCDD1
Biological process (GO): negative regulation of Wnt signaling pathway
Cellular component (GO): plasma membrane
Molecular function (GO): Wnt-protein binding
Source: RefSeq, a predicted model, not a curated record